GGAACUUACUUUAAACCCCGACUUCCGAAACCAAAUUACCCCAGAAUGACUUUUCUGACAAAUCCAUUUCAACGGAAAAUUGCCAAUGGGCUUAAAAAAGGAGCUUAUGAUUAAUAAGUGCAUCGCUUUUGGAAGUUUGGUGAAUCACCUUUUAAGUUUGGUGAAUCACCUUUUAAGUUUGGUGAAUCACCUUUUAAGUUUGGUGAAUCACCUUUUAAGUUUGGUGAAUCACCUUGGAAGUUCGGUGAAUCACACUACGGGGCCUCCGUACAUCUCCGAGCGAAACAUUUUUUAUAGCUGCAAAUUUGUUAGCUUUAGCAAUGAAAUCUUAAACUGAAAAAGCCGAACUGCUUUGGAAGGGUUUUUAUUAAGCCGAUUUAAUCUCGAAAAUUUAUAAGAUAUGGCUUAAUGGAAUUAAAA
Messenger RNA from Hyphopichia burtonii NRRL Y-1933, 420 nucleotides. RefSeq lists its product as uncharacterized. The coding region runs from base 86 to 337 and encodes 83 amino acids. Lineage: Eukaryota; Fungi; Ascomycota; Pichiomycetes; Serinales; Debaryomycetaceae. The transcript has a single exon. The record is from RefSeq and is a predicted model, not a curated record.